AUGACGUUUCUAGCAUCGACACCUCUUCUCAUCGCCGUCGGUACUAUCGUAUUCUACACACUCAGCCGCUUCUUCUUGCGUAGGAACGACCAUGAUCUUCCUCUCCCUCCGGGUCCAAAAGGCAUUCCUCUCAUUGGCAACAUCAAUGACUUACCGAAGCCUGGAAUCCUCGAGUGCCAUCAUUGGCUCAAGCACAAGGACCUCUAUGGUCCUAUAAGCUCGGUCACGGUUCUCGGUCAGACCUUUGUCAUCGUCAACGAUGCGAACAUAGCAGUAGAGCUUCUGAGCAACAGAGCGGCGACCUACUCGGGGAGGCCACAUAUGGUGUUCAGUGGAGACAUCUCCAGCACGUCUCUUGCGGUGUUCGAUCGCGUCCAGAACGAAGAAGCAGCACAUUUCCUCCUGAAUGUCAUGGAGUCUCCUAAUGAUCUGUUCGAACACAUCAGGAAAGAAGCAGGUGCUGUCAUUUUGAGAGUCACAUAUGGCUAUACGCCAAACGCGAAGGGACCAGAUCCACUAGUGGAUGUAGCAGGGCAGGCAAUGGCCGAGUUUGCUGACGCAAGUGUGCCUGGAAGGUGGCCUGUCGACGUCAUGCCGUUCUUACGUUUCCUCCCAGACUGGUGUCCAGGUACCGGCUUCAAGCGUACAGCUCGGCAGAUGGCAAAGACCUUGAUACGCACGGCCGAAGAGCCCUACGCUUUCGUUAAGUCGCAGAUGCAGGAUAAGAAAGCGAAGACAUCCUUCCUCUCUCAAGCCAUCGAAUCUCUCGGCUCAGACGCAUCUAUGGAGUACAUCAACAAAUGGUCCGCUGCAUCCAUGUACCUGGGUGGCGCAGACACUACCGUCUCGUCGCUGAUGACGUUCUUCCUGGCCAUGGCCGUCUUCCCAGAAGUCCAGAAGAAAGCUCAAGAGGAGCUGGACCGUGUGAUUGGCGGAGAGCGACUACCAAUCACCAGCGACAAAUCAAGCUUGCCAUAUAUUGAGGCCGUAGUGAAGGAGACGCAUCGAUGGCAUCCUGUGGGGCCCAUGUCAAUACCCCAUUCCUGCACGCAAGAGGAUAGCAUCAAUGGGUAUAGGAUACCGAAAGGAGCGAUGAUCUUGCCUAACAACUGGUGGUUCACACACGACCCAGCCGUCUACCCCGAUCCUAUGACAUUCCGUCCCGAACGCUACUUCACGACACCAACCCAUAUCGCAGAGCCCGAUCCACGUACAUGGACAUUUGGCUACGGGCGUCGAGUUUGCCCUGGACGUUAUGUCGCAGACAACGCUCUUUUUGCGACGAUCGCGCAGUCGCUAGCUGUCUUCAAUGUCGAGAAGCCUGUCGAGAAUGGGAAGCUAGUAGAGCCCAAGGUUGAGUUUGAGCCUGGUGUGAUAAGCCAUCCAAAGCCGUAUCGUGUGAACAUCGUACCGAGGAGUGAGAAAUGCAGAGAGUUGGUCAAGCAAGCGGAGGAGGUGUACCCAUGGGGCGAAAGUGAUGCUGAGACUUUGGAGAAUCUGAGCUAG
This is a messenger RNA of Alternaria conjuncta, 1506 nucleotides long. RefSeq lists its product as uncharacterized. Gene Ontology annotation, molecular function: monooxygenase activity; iron ion binding; oxidoreductase activity, acting on paired donors, with incorporation or reduction of molecular oxygen. Bases 1 to 1506 code for a protein of 501 amino acids. Lineage: Eukaryota; Fungi; Ascomycota; Dothideomycetes; Pleosporales; Pleosporaceae. The record is from RefSeq and is a predicted model, not a curated record. The transcript is spliced from 4 exons.